This is a messenger RNA of Rotaria socialis, 264 nucleotides long. The record is from the annotation of a GenBank genome assembly. Lineage: Eukaryota; Metazoa; Rotifera; Eurotatoria; Philodinida; Philodinidae.
AUGAUGGUAUUUGUGAUUAACUUAUUAAUUGGUUUGGCGGUUGGUGAAAUUUCAACAUUAGUUCAACAUAGUACACUUCUUCAAAGUCGUAUUGAUGACGAUACAUUAUCUGAUUAUGACAUAUUUUGUUUGCAAAUACGUUCAACAUCUCUAAAUGAACAAAUACAUGACGGUGUCGAUGAAGAAGUUAAACAACAAUAUGCAAAAAGAAAGAAAACAAAACUUGAACGAGCUCAAGAUACUAAUCAUCCAGAGCAAAAAUAA